UGCCCGAGCCCACCUCCGGGCAGCCGCCGCGCGCCGCCGGGGCCCCGGCCGGGGAGGAUGCCAGACGCCCGGGAGCGGCCAGGGCAGCGGUGGUGGCGGCGGCGGCGCGAUGGUAGUGACAGGCUGUGCCCGAGGCGGCGGCGGCGGCGGGGACCGCGCGCCCUCCCGGCGGCGGGGCUGCGGACUCGCGCCGGCCGGGGCCGCGGCGCUGCUGGCCGGGGCGAGCUGCCUGUGCUACGGCCGCUCCCUGCAGGGCGAGUUCGUGCACGACGACGUGUGGGCGAUCGUGAACAACCCCGACGUGCGGCCCGGCGCCCCCCUCCGCUGGGGCAUCUUCACCAACGACUUCUGGGGCAAGGGCAUGGCCGAGAACACCAGCCACAAGUCCUACCGACCGCUCUGCGUCCUCACCUUCAAGCUGAACGUAUUUUUGACUGGUAUGAACCCAUUCUACUUUCAUGCAGUGAAUGUGAUUUUGCACUGCCUAGUGACCCUUGUCCUGAUGUACACCUGUGACAAAGCUGUCUUCAGGAAUCGCAGACUUGCUUUUGCUACGGCGUUGCUUUUUGCUGUGCAUCCUAUCCACACGGAGGCAGUGGCUGGAAUUGUUGGCAGAGCUGACGUGUUAGCAUGCCUGCUGUUUCUGUUGGCCUUUCUCUCCUACAAUAGGAGUGUGGACCAGCGUCAUGUUGGGGAAUGUUUCCCUCCCACGGUGUCUCCCUUCUUCUUGCUGCUCAGUUUGUUGCUGGGGACCUGUGCGAUGCUGGUGAAGGAGACCGGCAUCACAGUGUUUGGAGUGUGCCUGGUUUAUGAUCUCUUUUCCCUAUCCCACAAGCAAGAGAAAUCGAGCAAUGGGGUCAUCCAUCAGCGCAGCCCGCAGCAGCCUGCGAGUCCCCCGCCCCCGUCACUGCCCCCGCAGCCUCACCGGGAGAACGGGAAGCAGCAUCGAUUUCCUCACCGAGGAGCUUGGGGUGGCUGCCACUCACCAUCGCCACUAGAACCCAAGAGCAGUGGAUUCCCAGUGUCUCCUGGAGCUAUGUGGUCCAUGAUGAGGUACUUGACAGCAAGGACCAAUAGAAAUUUCCUGCUUACCAUGAGGCCAUUCUUAAAAAGGGCCACUUUGGUCAUAACUUAUGUGAUUGUCGUUUUGUACUUCCGUCUGUGGAUAAUGGGAGGAUCUAUGCCCCUCUUUUCAGAGCAGGAUAAUCCAGCUUCAUUUUCGCCUUACAUUCUUACAAGGUUCCUUACCUACUCCUACCUCUUGGCCUUCAACGUGUGGCUUCUGCUUGCACCUGUUACCCUGUGCUAUGACUGGCAGGUGGGCAGUAUUCCCCUGGUAGAGACCAUAUGGGACACACGGAACUUGGCCACCAUCCUUCUGGCAGUUGUGAUGACCUUACUGAGCCUUCAUUGUUUAGCAGCCUUCAAGAGACUGGAGCACAAGGAAGUUUUAGUGGGCUUGUUGUUCCUGGUUUUCCCGUUCAUUCCAGCCAGCAAUCUCUUCUUCAGGGUGGGUUUUGUGGUGGCCGAGAGAGUCCUUUACAUGCCUAGCAUGGGCUACUGCAUCCUUUUUGUGCACGGACUGAGCAAGCUGUGCACUUGGCUGAAUCGAUGUGGGGCCACCACCCUGACUGUGUCCACUGUGUUGCUGCUGUUGCUUUUCUCUUGGAAAACGGUGAAACAGAAUGAAAUUUGGCUGUCAAGAGAGUCCCUAUUCAGGUCUGGAGUUCAAACUCUGCCCCACAAUGCCAAGGUUCACUACAACUACGCCAAUUUCCUGAAGGAUCAAGGUCGGAACCGGGAAGCGAUCUACCACUACAGAACAGCCCUCAGGUUGUAUCCUCGCCACGCCAGUGCCCUGAACAACCUCGGAACUCUGACAAGAGACACAACAGAGGCAAAGAUCUACUAUCAGAGGGCUCUCCAGCUAAAUCCACAGCACAACCGAGCUCUUUUCAAUCUUGGGAAUCUCCUCAAGUCCCAGGAGAAAAAAGAAGAGGCUAUCACCUUAUUGAAGGACUCCAUUAAGUACGGUCCAGAGUUUGCAGAUGCAUAUUCAAGCUUAGCUUCAUUGCUGGCCGAGCAGGAGAGAUUUAAGGAAGCUGAGGAAAUAUACCAGGCUGGAAUAAAGAACUGUCCAGACAGCUCAGACUUACACAACAACUAUGGGGUUUUCUUAGUUGAUACCGGCUCUCCGGAGAAGGCAGUGGCCCAUUACCAGCAGGCCAUCACACUCAGCCCAAGUCAUCACGUAGCUAUGGUGAAUCUGGGGAGACUCUACAGGUCAUUGGGCGAGAACAGUUUGGCUGAAGAAUGGUAUAAACGCGCACUGCAGGUGUCCCGCAAAGCUGAGAUAUUAUCACCUCUGGGAGCGCUGUAUUAUAACACUGGCCGAUAUGAGGAAGCUCUGCAGAUCUACCGGGAAGCUGCGGCCCUCCAGCCUUCUCAAAGGGAGCUCCGCCUGGCCCUGGCUCAGGUUUUGGCUGUAAUGGGUCAGACAAAAGAAGCUGAAAAGAUGACCAACCACAUCGUGUCAGAGGAGACUGGAUGCCUCGAAUGCUAUCGCCUGUUGUCAGCAAUCUACAGCAAGCAGGAGCGCCACGACAAGGCACUUGAUGCUAUAGACAAAGCUCUCCAGCUGAAGCCAAAGGACCCUAAAGUCGUAUCUGAACUUUUUUUCACAAAAGGAAACCAACUAAGAGAGCAGAAUCUUCUGGAUAAAGCUUUUGAGAGCUACAAAGCAGCCGUGGAACUGAAUCCAGAUCAAGCACAGGCCUGGAUGAACAUGGGUGGAAUCCAACACAUCAAGGGAAACUAUGUGUCUGCAAGAGCUUAUUAUGAGAGAGCCUUACAGCUGGUUCCAGACAGCAAACUGCUGCAGGAAAAUCUCGCCAAACUGGAUCGCCUAGAAAAACGAUUACAAGAAGUUCGAGAAAAGGAUCAAACAUAAGCAGCACUGGAACCAGUCUCGAGGGACAGUGCUGGUGCCUCUGGAAGAGGAAAAAGUGAUGCAGGCUCGCUUUCACAGCAGCAGGGGGGCAACAAAGAAGCUUUCCUGUCUCUCAAGGUUCAGAGGGGCACAUUUAGGGACACCCGCUGGCACCUCUGUGCUGAGGGACUUGCACUUCCAUGGAAGAAGACAGAAAGAGCAGGCAAGAGCUAGGCCUGAGAGGAAGGAAAACAACUACUACACGUUUUGCAGAUUUUUGUUGGCUUUAAUUCCAGAUUUCCCUUCAUCUAUUUUUCUGCUUUCCCAGCCUGAGAAGCUAAUUCCAUCUCUUAGUGUAGACUUUUAUGUCCCAGAAAUACAGGGGCUUGAAAUGCUAUGAAGGGAGAGCAGCUCUUCUUAAUGAGUUUUUUCAAAGAGAAUAAAAUCUUUGGGAUAACCAUUUGGGAAAUUCCACCAAGAGGUAGCUCAUUGAAUUCUCCAGAACUGGAGAUGAGUAAUAGUUUGUGUAGAAUCUUCUGGAAUAUAUGGGGGAAAGGGCUCUUGUUAAGUGAGCUCUGCCUAUAUUCCCCUGGGGAUAAUCCCCCUAGAGCCCAACUGAAGAGUAAAUUAAAUUCCACUCUGAUGCAAUCUUUUCCUGUUGCCUAAUAUAUCAAAAAAGGAAGCUUCUGGAAUUGUGUAUGUGUAUUCUUAUCCCUAGGGGAAAAUCAAGGAUCUUGGUACCCCUAAUUCUUUAUGGAAAUGUUUAAGAUUAUUUUAAUUUUAUUACAAGUAUUACUAGAGUAGUGGUUCUGCUCUAAGAUUUCAGAAGUGCUUUUAGAAUCAUAAAUGUUUCUGCCUCCACAUAUAUUGUUAUUUUGGUGGAGAAAAAAUAGUAUAUUCUACAUGAGAAAUAUUAAAGAUAUUAACUAAGAGAAA
Neofelis nebulosa (Clouded leopard) is the source of this 3865-nucleotide messenger RNA. It is a transcript of the gene TMTC1, whose product is annotated as transmembrane O-mannosyltransferase targeting cadherins 1. Gene Ontology annotation, molecular function: mannosyltransferase activity; protein binding. The record is from RefSeq and is a predicted model, not a curated record. The transcript has 20 exons. Gene Ontology annotation, biological process: RNA processing; protein O-linked glycosylation via mannose. Bases 110 to 2950 code for a protein of 946 amino acids. NCBI's taxonomy places the organism in Eukaryota, Metazoa, Chordata, Mammalia, Carnivora, Felidae.